GAGUGAAGCACUGAGUGACGCGUGAACGUCCCUUAUGAGGCCUGCGAGUGUGAAGUGAACUCAUGUAAAAUGGCGACGGAAGAGCCGGAAAUAAACUCAAAUUCUUGUAAGAGAGAAGAGGAGAAUGCAGAAGAGAACAACCAGGAAAUCGUCAGCCUUGAGAGCUACAUCAAACACCCACUACAGAACAGAUGGUCUUUAUGGUUCUUCAAAAAUGACAAGACUAAAACAUGGCAAGCAAACCUCAGACUGAUCUCCAAAUUUGACACAGUAGAGGAUUUCUGGGCGCUUUAUAACCACAUUCAGCUCUCCAGUAACUUGAUGUCAGGUUGUGACUACUCGCUUUUCAAGGAUGGUAUUGAGCCCAUGUGGGAGGAUGAGAGAAAUAAGAGAGGAGGACGCUGGCUCAUCACUCUCAACAAACAGCAGAGGAGAUAUGACCUGGACCGCUUUUGGUUGGAAACUCUUUUGUGCCUCAUCGGCGAGGCCUUCGAUGACUACAGCGAUGAUGUGUGUGGUGCCGUAGUCAAUGUCCGAGCAAAAGGAGAUAAAAUUGCUGUCUGGACAACUGACUACGAGAACAGAGAUGCUAUAACACACAUAGGGAGGGUGUACAAGGAGCGAUUAGGCAUCCCAAUGAGUAUGACCAUUGGCUACCAGUCUCAUGCUGACACAGCCACUAAAAGUGGCUCCACUACUAAGAACAAGUUUGUGGUCUGAAAACCAUCAAGGGCCUGAAUCUUUUCUUCCCCUCUCUCUCUCUCUCUCUCUCUCUCUUUCUCUUUCCAUCCGUCCUGUCUCUUUCUCUGCCUCUUAAAACCAAAGCAACAAAAACACUCAAACUGCCAUGAACCCCAAAAGCCCUUCACAUACACACAUCAACUUACACAAACUAUGAGUAUUGUGGCACAUUUACACACACAUUUUGUAAUAGUAUUACUUCUGUAUCACCCUUACACUACAGCAGAUGUUCUCUCUUUUACCCAACAAGAAAUAUUUACACAUUCAAUGUUAAACAUUCACACUACACAGUUUCCCUAAAAAAAAAAAAAAAAAGAAUCCCUUGUUUAAUCCUUCAAGUCUUGUUCAGAGUUUGUAAAAUAUGUAAUGUUUUUAUUUAAAAAAAAAAAAUUGUCAAUUUAUUUAAUGGCAGAGGAAAGGAAAUGUCUGUGUUCUUUUAUCCAGCAGCUUUGCUGCUUCAGUGCCUAAUGAACAUAAGCAUUUAUUCAGAUUAAUCCUCAAUAUUUCAUUGAGAUAGUAUUUGGCCAUAGAGUGCAUGUAAUCAAGCUAAUCUUUAUAGAGCUGCUUUACUUUCAGCAUUACCUUGAUUAAAUUUGGGGGUUUACGAUUCAAGAUGUUUUUUUAUAUUUUGAAUUUUUCCAUGCAUCAUAAAUGUACAUUCCUUAAAAUAAUAGUAAACUGGGGGACUUUUUGCAGUGGUGUAACAGAUUAAUUUAGCUUGUCUGGAUGUAAUUGGCUUAAAUUGGUUCUUUAGUAAGGUAAUGGCAUGAUCAGAUAUAGGCCCUGAAAAAAAUAGAUUUAUUUUGAUUAAAUUUAUUUCACUGAAAAGGGUGAGAGGCGCCUUAAUGUUUAUCACAGCGGUGUUGCAUGAACGUUAAUGGACUGUUAAUUGUCAAUUAAUGCUUAAUUAAUAGCUGGUACAUCAAAAUCUCACUAAGGUAUAUCUUGGGCUCAUGGCAAAAAAAAAAAAAGAAAAUCCCUUAAUGAGCACCCUGCACUAUUAGUAUUAAUAAAGUCAGUAGAGAGAGACUAUACAGAUAUAUUCUUUGCACUUUUCAGUUGGGAUCAAGAGUAGACCUCACUGUAAUUCUGUGAGCAAAUAUUUUUCCUUCAAUAUGACUUAAGUUCUCCACAAUUUUCUCCAAUUAGUUCAGCUUGAACCCGCUUAAAGGAAUAGUUCACCCAAAAAUGAAAAUUUGAUGAUAAUUUACUCAUCCUCAGGCCAUCCAAGAUGCAUAUGACCUUCUUUCUUCAUCAGAACAGGAUUUAAGAUUUUUAGGAAAGUAUCCCAGGUUUUUAGCUUUAUCCAAUGCAAGUGAAUGGACACCAAUUUUUGACCAUCUAAAAAGCACACUUAGUCCGCAUCAAUGUAAUCCACAAGCAGAGGUGGGUAGAGUAGCCAAAAACUGAACUCAAGUAAAAGUACAAUUACUUCAAAAAAAUAAUUACUCAAGUAGAAGUAAAAGUACUAACAUAAAUAAUUACUUGAGUAAGAGUAAGAAAGUGUCCAAUUAAAAGAGUACUCAAGUAGUGAGUAACUCGUUACUUUCACAAAUGACAUAAUAAUAGACGUUUACUCCCCUAUAUUCCAUUACAUAUUACACAUUUAACAUGUAUUACAGAAUUAUUAUUAUUAUUAAUGGAAAUUCUGUCAUCAUUCACCAUCAUGUUGUUCCAAACUCGUAUGACUUUCUUUCUUCCAUGCAGCACAAUGAGAUAUUAGACAGAAUGUUUGCCUGAGUCACUAUUUAUUUCAGUGAAUGUGUUUUUUAUAUACAUAUAUAUUUAAAGUGAAUGGUGACUGAGACUGUCAGUCCCUAACAUUCUGUCUAACAUAUUUUGUGUUCCACAUAAUACAAAGCGUCACACUGGUUUGGAACAACAUGAGGGUAGAGAAAUGUUGACAGAAUAUUAAAUUAUGGCUUUAAAGGGAUAAUUCACCCAAAAAUGAAAAUUCUCUCAUCAUUUACUCACACUCAUGCCAUCCCAGAUGUGUAUGACUUCCUUUCUUCUGCAGAACACAAAUUAAGAUUUUUAGAAGAAUAUUUUAGCUCUGUAGGCCAAAAUUUUGAUGCUCCAAAAAGCAUAUAAAGUCAGCUUAAAAGUAAUCCAUAAGACUCCAGUGGUUAAAUCCAUGUAUUCAGAAGUUUUAUGAUAGGUGUGGGUGAUAAACAGAUCAAUAUUUGUCAUUUUUUGCUAGACAGCAGGGGGCAAUAUGCAGAGAAGAAUGUGAAUCACCAAAACACAAGAAGAAUGUGAAAGUGGUCUGUUUCUCUGUUUCUCAUCAACACCUAUCACAUCACUUCUGAAGAUACUGAUUUAACCACUAGAGUCUUAUGGAUUACUUUUAUGCUGAUUUAUGUUUGUUUGUUUAGCUUUAAAACGUUGCCACCCAUUCACUUGCAUUGUAUGGAUCUACAGAGCUGAGAAAUUCUUCUAAAAAUCUUCAUUUGAGUUCAGCAGAUGAAAGUCAUACACAUCUGGGGUGGCAAGAGGGUGAAUAAAUAAUGAGAAUUGUAAUUUUUGGGUGAACUAUUCCUUUAAGGGCUCUUGUCAGAUCUGGAUUAAUUUGUCAAUAAGAGGAGAGGUUUGGAAACAUUUCUAGUAAAUAUUACGGUGAAAACAUGAAAAUGUACCACAAGGAUGUUAUAUAUAAUGCUGAAAUAUAAACCUAAGCAAGAUCAUGCUUUAUUAAUGCCUUCUUUCGCUAUUUCAUAGCUUUUAAAGUCCUGUGUGGAUUCUUAUUUCAGUGUAGUUACAGUUUUCAGUGUCAUAAGUAUUUAGAUCAUUAGUUCUGUACAGCAGUACCGUCGCUCUUUAAAUGCAGAGUACGCAGCCUACAUAGGGCACCAACUCACUCGCUGUGUUUGAAACCACCCCCUAUCCACUAUAUAGUGCACUAUAUCGAGUGUCCGCUAUUUUGUAAGAGUGUCUGAAUUCUGAGUGAGCCACUCGUUCCCUACUUUUAUUCACUCAUUCGUACCCACAAUGCAUUCUAAUUUCAAGUGUACAUUUGAUGUACACUCGACAAUGGUUAAUUACCCGUAAUCCACCACGGGAAAGACGUAUGAGCUGGGAGUUUACUGCUUCCUUCACUCCUGCAAUGUUUUAUUUCAUGCUGAAUGUAGUAAAUUACUUUUUGAUUAAUAAUUUCUUGAUUAAAAUAACAACAUAUAGAGAGACAAAACAUACAGAUACAUUUUAAAAUUUACUCUUUAUUUGAUCAAAUGUGCUUACUCUUUAUAUUAACACACAGUAUAUAUUAAAAAAGACAAACAGAAUGAAGAUUAAUAUUGUAUUAAUAUAUUAUUUAAUAAGAAUAACAAGUAAGGCCCAAGUAUUUUAAAAUUUAAUAUGUGACGUUGUUUCUGCGACAGCCCCAGAGCUCUGACACUCACGUCCAAAUUCACUCAUUUCCUUCACUUACUGCUGAGACAUAGUUGUUGGGCCUCAUGUAUUCAGAUAGAAGACAAAGUCGUACCUUACACAGUCGUAAAACCUAACUCAAGCCCCCACAUUCCAAGUCGUAAAUUAUAAUGAUAAAAAUCGCACCAAAAUCAAACAAAGGGAGUCCAAAUCAGACUCCAAAUCCCAUGAAGCCUUGCUCACUAAAGGAUCGAACUCUCAACUCCUAUUGGAUGAGGCACACAACAGAACGCACCUCAAACCAUGACAUCAUCUGGAGAUGAAAUACCUCUGAAAUGCUUCUGGGAUUUGCUUCCAGCAACUUUGUUCGUCCUGUAUAGACGCAGCUCAUCGCUGCUCUCAGGUGCAACCUCGUGGCACAAGGAAGUAACGUCCAACUUGAAACUGUAGCCAUACAAUCUCCAUCUCGCUGGACGAGUUGAGAUUACUCUGUGUUCAACCGAACACUCUAACGAAUCCGAAGGAGACCGCCGAGCAAUUCGCAUCUUCAUCCAUUUGCCUGCAGAAGUGAAGAGAUUAAAGAUUUCUCUUCCAUCUUCAAUCAAGUCGACAUUUCUGAGUUCUCCACCAGCCCGUCGAGAAUCAACAGCCGUACCGCCCGCCGACAGAGCGAGGAAACGGCCUCCUGUCAUCACCCGAGCCUCAAGGAACCGGGUCAGAGUUAAAGGACGGAUGAACACACAUUCUACCUGUGUCCUCAUGCGAUUCAAGUAAGAGGUUUACGUCUGGGCAGAGAUAGAAUAUUAUAGUGUGUUAUUCUUGUGUUUCAAGGUUUUGCUUGUACAGUUUACGGACCGCCAUGUCCGCUCACUAUUAAUACUCAGGGUAUUAAUUAUCACAAAUUUGUUUUGCUGUAUUGUGGUCCAACCAAAUUGGAUUGUUGUGCAAUUUCACCAUCGUUGGUGAGACAGCAACUGAGUUCAUCCAUUAAAGAGUCAAAGUACGCGGGACUGUUUACGAGCCGUCCACCGCGUCUCUGAGCGAUGAACUAACAGUUGCUUUCUGUCCCACGAUCGCGAAAUUGGCUUUAGGGCCGUCACUUCUCUCUCUCUCUCUCUCUUGUACUAACCACACACACACACACACUCACGCGACCCCUCACAAACAUUCUGGCACACAUUUUUGGCUCCUAGAUAGCUUAAUGCUAAAGCCCAGCUUUGUCCCUAAGCUAUCGUACAAGCGGAUACACGCGGUAACUGGUAGACGCCAUUGACUGGUUUCUCGCCACCCCCAUUCGCGGUCAUAUUCCCUGGCCGGAAGUCUCGCGUGACAUACUCUCCACGAGAGUCACGUCCGCCAUUUUGUGCAUGUCCCUCCUGACACACACACACACACACUGUCACGCACACACCUUAUGUGUUAUAGGAUUAUUUUUAUUUCCAUAUCUAAUCAUAUCACUGUUUAGUUUGUAGUUGUAAGUCGGAAGUUUAUUGACUGCAUUGUAUUAAUUAUUAAUUGAUAUAUAAUUGAUUAAUGCAUAAAUA
Myxocyprinus asiaticus (Chinese sucker) is the source of this 5651-nucleotide messenger RNA. RefSeq names its product eukaryotic translation initiation factor 4E-1A-like. Bases 70 to 720 code for a protein of 216 amino acids. NCBI's taxonomy places the organism in Eukaryota, Metazoa, Chordata, Actinopteri, Cypriniformes, Catostomidae. The record is from RefSeq and is a predicted model, not a curated record. Gene Ontology annotation, biological process: translational initiation. Gene Ontology annotation, molecular function: translation initiation factor activity; RNA 7-methylguanosine cap binding. Gene Ontology annotation, cellular component: eukaryotic translation initiation factor 4F complex; cytoplasm. The transcript has 7 exons.